AUGCAAAGAUUGUUGACAUUUGUGAGAAUUAAUAACACAGUCUGCCAUUUUUCACCGCUGGCCAGUGAUGAGACUGUGUUGGAAGAAGGCGAUGUUUUAAAAAUAGAUAUGGGGUGUCACAUAGAUGGUUUUAUUGCAGUUGUUGUGCAUAAUCAUGUUCUUCAGCAAGGACCAAUUACCGGCAGGACAGCUGAUGUUAUUGCUGCAGCAAAUACUGCUGCUGAGGUUGCUUUGAGGCUGGUCGGCUGGGGAAAAAAGUUGAAGACAAAGUCGGAUGAGGAAAGAGAGGAGAGAGAGUUGGAUCUCACCUCUCCUGAAGUUGUCACUAAAUACAAAUUCGCUGCUGAAAUUGUUAACAGUUACAAUUCGACUGAUGCAGAGACAUUGCAAUUAGUGUUGUCUGAAUGCAAGCCAAAUGCAAAGAUUGUUGACAGUUUUAAUAACACAGUCUGCCAUUUUUCACCGCUGGCCAGUGAUGAGACUGUGUUGGAAGAAGGCGAUGUUUUAAAAAUAGAUAUGGGGUGUCACAUGGAUGGUUUUAUUGCAGUUGUUGUGCAUAAUCAUGUUUUUCAGCAAGGACCAAUUACUGGAAGGGCAGCUGAUGUUAUAGCUGCAGCAAAUACUGCUGCUGAGGUUGCUUUGAGGCUGGUCGGCUGGGGAAAAAAUACAAAGAUGUCACUGAAGCAAUUCAGAAAGUUGCUGCUGCUUAUGACUGCAAGAUUGUUGAAGGGGUUCUCAGUCGUCAAAUGA
Molecule: messenger RNA, 750 nt
Organism: Fraxinus pennsylvanica
Lineage: Eukaryota; Viridiplantae; Streptophyta; Magnoliopsida; Lamiales; Oleaceae
Source: the annotation of a GenBank genome assembly